Messenger RNA from Pelobates fuscus (common spadefoot toad), 3332 nucleotides. RefSeq names its product FER tyrosine kinase (gene FER). Lineage: Eukaryota; Metazoa; Chordata; Amphibia; Anura; Pelobatidae. The transcript has 21 exons. Gene Ontology annotation, biological process: cell adhesion; Fc-epsilon receptor signaling pathway; chemotaxis. Bases 333 to 2801 code for a protein of 822 amino acids. Gene Ontology annotation, molecular function: ATP binding; non-membrane spanning protein tyrosine kinase activity. The record is from RefSeq and is a predicted model, not a curated record.
CGCGCGGCGUGACGGAUCCCCUGCUGGCGGUGCUGCGGGAGGCGCGGGGCGGUGCGGUGACUUCCGGUGGCAGAAAAUAUUUUUUUGCAAACCGGAUUCUGUGGCCUGCAGCAUCGAAUUGCCCCCGGCUCUGAAUACACCUUCUUUAACAUACAAGGAAAUGAAUGAAUUAGCACUUGUGUAGCUGGACAAGGGUCUGCUUUGCCAGUACAGUGGGAUACCAGAGCCCAGAGUGUGACUGCAGUUGAAAAAGUAGCAAAAUACAUCCGGGCAUGUGUUGACCAAACGAUUUCUCUCUGUCAUCACCAGUCCUCCUCAGUGCCUCGGUGAAGAUGGGGUUUGGUGGAGAGCUCCGAUUUUCACACGAUGCUUUGCUAAAACUGCAAGACUGGGAGCUGCGCCUCUUGGAAACUGUGAAGAAAUUCAUGGUUUUGAGAAUUAAAAGUGACAAAGACUAUGCAUCCACUUUGCAAAACCUCUGUAACCAGGUCGACAAGGAGAAUGCACCUCAAUUAGAUUACAUCAGCAAUGUAUCCAAGUCAUGGCUGCACAUGGUACAGCAGACAGAACAGCUAAGCAAAAUAAUGAAGGCUCACGCAGAAGAACUGUACGCUGGACCGCUCCAACGUCUUUCCAUCAUGAUCAAAGACAAACAGCAAGUUAAGAAGAGUUACAAUAGUAUCCAUCAGCAAAUAGAGGCAGAGAUGUGCAAGGUUACAAAAACGGAACUGGAAAAAUUGAAAUCAAGUUACAGGCAAUUAACAAAAGAAGUGAACACUGCCAAGGAAAAGUUUAAGGAAGCCGUUACAAAAGGAAAAGAGACGGAGAAAGCCAGAGACCGCUAUGACAAAGCCACCAUGAAGCUUCACACACUCCACAACCAGUAUGUUCUUGCACUGAAAGGAGCCCAGCUCCACCAGCACCAGUAUUACGAUUCCACCCUCCCUCUCCUGCUGGACUCCCUACAGAAGAUGCAAGAAGAAAUGGUCAUAGCUCUUAAAGCAAUUUUUGACGAAUAUUGUCAGAUCACCAGCCUUGUGUCAGAAGAAAUCGUAGCAGUCCAUAAAGAGAUUGAAACGUGUGUUCAGGAAAUAAAUCCAAGCACGGAGUAUGAAAACUUCAUUGAGAAAAACAGGUCCCCAGAGCACAAGGAGCAAGAUAUAGAAUUUGAUUUGUCAUUACUAGAGGAUAUUGAAAGUUUGCAGGCUAAUGAAAUCAUGUGGAACAACCUGACUGCAGACAGUUUAAAUUCAAUGUUAAAAACCGCGUCGGAAGAACUCUCCCAGACACAGCAAUCACUACUAAGCAAAGAGGAACAACUGUCUGAGUUGGAAAAGAAAACUGAAGAAUCGGCCAGCCUUUGUGAAAAAAAAUCUGAUAUUGCACUAUUACUUGGCCAGAAGCAGACGCUGGAAGAACUCAAGCAGACUAUUCAACACCUCAAAUGCACAGAGGCCAAACUGUCUGCUCAGAAGGAGCUGCUCGAUCAUAAAGUGAAAGAGAACGAGGGCAAAGAGCCACCCCCCAUAGUAAAUUAUGAAGAGGACGCCCGAUCAGUCUCCUCAAUGGACAAAAAAGAACGAAUAUCGAAGUUCGAUACAUUACGCCAUUCUAUUGCUGGAAUUAUAAGAUCUCCCAAGUCUAUGCUUGGUUCUUCAUCUUUAUUAGAUGUAAUCUCAACAAGUGAAAAGCCUCUGUCUGAUCAGGAUUGGUACCACGGUGCAAUUCCAAGGGUAGAAGCCCAAGAACUAUUGAAGCAACAAGGGGACUUCUUGGUGCGGGAGAGCCAUGGGAAACCUGGUGAAUAUGUCCUUUCUGUGUUUUCAGAUGCACAGCGGAGGCAUUUUAUCAUUCAGUUUGCUGAUGAUCAGUACAGGUUUGAGGGCACUGGCUUCCCAACAAUCCCACAACUUAUAGAACAUCACUAUACAACCAAACAAGUUAUAACAAAGAAAUCUGGUGUUGUUCUGCUAAACCCGGUUGUCAAGGAUAAGAAAUGGAUUCUCAACCAUGAAGAUGUGACGCUUGGUGAAUUGUUGGGAAAAGGAAACUUUGGUGAAGUGUUUAAGGGAACAUUAAAAGAUAAAACACCAGUUGCUGUGAAAACGUGCAAAGAAGACCUUCCUCAGGAAUUGAAAAUAAAAUUUUUAUCAGAAGCAAGAAUUCUGAAGCAGUAUGACCAUGCCAAUAUUGUUAAGCUUAUCGGCGUGUGCACCCAAAGGCAACCAAUAUAUAUUGUCAUGGAGCUGGUGCCAGGUGGCGAUUUCCUGUCCUUUUUGAGGAAGAGAAAGGAUGAUAUGAAACCGAAACAGCUAGUCAAAUUUUCAUUAGAUGCGGCUUCUGGAAUGGCCUAUUUGGAAUCCAAAAACUGCAUCCACAGGGAUCUUGCAGCACGAAACUGCCUGGUAGGUGAAAAUAAUGUUUUGAAAAUCAGUGACUUUGGCAUGUCUCGUCAGGAGGAUGAUGGAAUAUAUUCGUCUUCUGGCUUGAAGCAAAUCCCAAUCAAAUGGACGGCACCUGAGGCUCUAAACUUUGGGCGAUACAGUUCUGAGAGUGAUGUGUGGAGCUUUGGAAUUCUUCUCUGGGAAACCUUCAGCUUGGGAGUAUGUCCGUACCCAGGAAUGACCAAUCAGCAAGCGCGAGAACAAGUAGAAAAGGGCUACAGAAUGUCCUCUCCUCAGAAAUGUCCAGAGGAAGUCUUCAAAAUUAUGCAGAGAUGCUGGGAGUACAAGCCAGAAAAUCGUCCAAAAUUCAGUGAAAUGCAGAAAGAGCUCUCUUCAAUCAAAAAGAAGAUAACCUAGUACCACAUUCCUUGAUGGGACAGUUACUUUGUAGAAUAGUAUUUGUAUGCGGUAUAUUUGUUGAACACCAUGAGUUUCUCCAAAUACUACAGUAGUUGCCAUAUUAAGUUACAUGUGCGUAUGUAAGGCAUCAUUUAUACCGUGAGUGUACCGAACCGUUUGAAAAUGUUCAUUCCAAAGUGUCAGACAUGUUUGGGUCUUUCCUCAAGUACAAAGUUUGGCCUUUGAAAUCGAUCUUUGUAUCAUUUCAAUAAUUCUGGCUAAACUAGUCUUAUUUUCUGUUCAUUACUGCACAAUCUUUCAAUCGGGGACAAUUCACAUGUUUUUGUACUACAAUUCAGCAAUGUAUUUGGGAAUUAAGUCUGAUUAUAACUAAUUUGGUGUUUUACCAUUGACAACACUUGCUUUAGUAAAUCACAUUUUGAGUGCUUACAUUUUUCAACAACUCGUUAAUCUUUCCAGACCAUGUUACAUUUUUACUUUUGAGACGUAAUUCAAAUUUAACACAAAGAAGUUUAUAAAUGAUACAUU